Molecule: messenger RNA, 812 nt
Organism: Theobroma cacao (cacao)
Lineage: Eukaryota; Viridiplantae; Streptophyta; Magnoliopsida; Malvales; Malvaceae
Product: major strawberry allergen Fra a 1-3-like
Biological process (GO): defense response; abscisic acid-activated signaling pathway
Cellular component (GO): nucleus; cytoplasm
Molecular function (GO): protein phosphatase inhibitor activity; abscisic acid binding; signaling receptor activity
Source: RefSeq, a predicted model, not a curated record
UAAUCUCUUCUCGUCCACCCACAACUCAGAGUAGUGAAUUUAAUAGAUAGUUUACAUCUCUCCAUAUUCUUCCUUGUCUUUAAAACAAAUUUUUUCUAAGCAAGCAAACAUGGGUGUCACCACAUAUACCCAAGAGUUCACCUGCUCUGUUGCCCCAGCCAGGAUGUUCAAGGCCUUGAUCCUUGAUUCCGACAACCUUAUCCCCAAGCUCAUGCCUAAAUCCAUCAAGAACGUGGAGUUGAUUCAUGGAGAUGGAGGUGUUGGAAGCAUCAAGCAAACCAACUUCCCUGAAGGAAGUCACUUCAAGUAUUUGAAGAAUAGAAUUGAUGCCCUUGAUGUAGACAACUGUGUCUGCAAGUAUACUACAAUUGAGGGUGAUGUAAUUGGUGACAAGCUUGAAUCAAUCUCGUACGAGUUGAAGUUCGAGGCCUCAGGCGCAGGAUGCGUUUGCAAGAUGACUAGCCACUACCACACUAAAGGUGACUUUGUUCUCAAGGAAGAGGAAAUCAAGGCUGGCAAAGACCAGGCCGUCGGAAUGUACAAAGUCGUGGAGGAAUACCUCUUGGCCAAUCCCAAUGUCUACGCUUAAGCAAUGUUGCGUGUGAUUUUAUACUGCAUUAAACAAGAUCGAGUGGCUUUUUUCCAUCUUUCGUUUUUUUUCUUUUUCUGGGCAACAUUUUGGUUUGCAGAGUUAAACUUGGCUUGAGAAUAAGAAGCCCGCUAGUGCAAUCCUGGUGGGAAUGAUCUGCUUGUAACGCGUGGUAUAAACUUAUAAAAUCAAUUGGUAUAGUUUUUUAUGUUCAUUUCUAUAA